CGCAAGCGCACAGACCGACGGGCGAGAGAACAGGCGGAGAUGAGGUGCUGACCUCGAAGGGGUUGGGUGGAGCCUGGCCCGGAAGCGUCGGGGAAAGGGGUGGGGGUUGUUGUGGGCUGUGUGCUCUGAAUUCGGGGCUGAAGGGAAACAAACCGGCGGGACCGGCUUUGAAGGCGCAGUUGCAGUGUCCCAAGAAGGAGAAAAGCUUGUGGAAUAAAAAGUCCCAAUGACAGAAUUAUCUGCACAGUUAUCACAGAUCCAGCAUGGGCAUCUGACAGAAAACCUCCCUGACAACCAUCUGACCAAUACUAAUGACAACCUGGAGAGACGGCGUCAUGAGAACAGCGAUAGAAGGCGCGGCAAUAAUCCUGAUUCAGAGUCUAACGGGCAGCCACAAACCAGCACUCGGCAAGUGGUGGAACAAGAUGACGACGAUGAGGAGGAGCUGACACUGAAAUAUGGAGCCAAGCAUGUGAUUAUGCUUUUUGUGCCUGUCACACUGUGUAUGGUGGUAGUUGUUGCAACCAUCAAGUCUGUCAGCUUUUAUACACGCAACGAUGGACAGCUCAUCUAUACGCCAUUCUCUGAAGAUACAGAAACAGUUGGACAAAGAGUUCUGAAUUCUUUUCUUAAUGCUUCCAUCAUGAUCAGUGUCAUUGUUAUCAUGACCAUAAUCCUGGUUGUGCUUUAUAAAUACAGGUGCUAUAAGGUGAUCCAUGGGUGGCUUAUCGUUUCUUCGCUCUUUCUGCUGUUCUUCUUCUCAUUCAUUUAUUUAGGGGAGGUUUUUAAGACCUAUAAUGUUGCCAUGGACUACAUUACCCUAGCUCUUAUUAUCUGGAAUUUUGGUGUGGUGGGAAUGAUCAGCAUUCAUUGGAAAGGCCCUCUCCGGGUCCAGCAAGCUUAUCUCAUUAUGAUAAGUGCUCUCAUGGCCCUGGUGUUCAUCAAAUACCUUCCAGAAUGGACUACCUGGCUCAUCUUGGCAGCAAUUUCUCUGUACGAUAUGGUUGCUGUAUUGUGUCCUAAAGGGCCCCUUCGUAUGCUGGUUGAAACGGCUCAAGAAAGAAAUGAAACUUUGUUCCCAGCACUCAUUUAUUCAUCAACAAUGAUAUGGCUGGUGAACAUGGCUGAGGAAGAUCCUGAAGCCCAAAAGAGAGCUCCCAAAAGCUCCACCUAUGAUAAACAAGUUGCAUCAAAUCAGACCCAGAAUGAAGAUGUUGGUGCCGAUGAUGGGGGCUUCAAUCAGGAAUGGGAGCAACAAAGGGAUAAUAGGAUAGGGGCUCUGGAAUCAACCCCUGAAACACGAGCAGCUGUUCAAGCUCUCCCCAGUCAUUCUAUAGCAAGUGAGGACCCAGAGGAGAGGGGAGUUAAGCUUGGCUUGGGAGACUUCAUUUUCUACAGUGUUCUAGUUGGCAAAGUCUCAGCAACAGCCAGUGGAGACUGGAACACAACUUUAGCCUGUUUUGUAGCCAUUUUAAUUGGCCUGUGCCUUACCCUCUUGCUCCUUGCCAUUUUUAAGAAGGCCUUACCAGCUCUUCCAAUCUCUAUAAUCUUUGGGCUCAUUUUCUAUUUUGCCACAGAUUACUUGGUGCAGCCCUUUAUGGACCAGCUAGCAUUCCAUCAAUUUUAUAUCUAGCACACUUUAAAAUGACCUCCUUUGGACAUUCAUAUUGACUGUAGCAAAUAUGGGAUGGAGAAAUUUUCAUCUCGUUUCUUAAUACAGAUCUCUGUAAAAAGCGGUCUCUUAAUUGAAUGCAUUAUGGGACAUUAAAUCUUCAGCAAUCUGAGCGAUACAUCUUUGACAGGACCAUAUGUACAAAAGAUGCCUAUGUUUCCACCAGCAAUGUAACUACUCAGCACCGUGAUUCUACCACCAUCACCCUCAACUGCUGAAGAGUGUUGAAAACUAUGAUGAGGUUAAACAAAGGGAACUGGUAAAUCCAAAAUAUCAAGCUAUCAAUAUUUACAUUCUGAUCCUGCUGAAUGUUUCCUAAAUAGCAACAAUUGGGCUCUGAAUGAGAGGAUUUUGUCUGAGAAGAAAAAUCAUGCAAGUUAUUCUCUAUAUGCCUAUAUGGGCUUCAUGUAAGAUUUUUUUUUUAAAAAAAAUCUGUUUGUCACUCUUGCACAAUAGCCUUUGUGCAGAAUUUGCAAUUUCCCAACAUUCUUCAGCUCAGAACACACAUUUUCUGAUUUUGCUGCCAAAUGUUUCUUGGAUUCUGUUUGCAACAGGUUAGUCAUGAGAGUGAGUUUAGAUCAAUUCCAAGAUAUUCCUAAUUCUCACUGAACUGUGUAACCCAUUUCUAGAAUUCUCCCCCUGCCCCCCGCAACAUACACACACACACAUUCUGAAAGUUUGGUGUUUCUUUUUCAGCAUUAUGAGUGCUGGAAAAAAAUAUAAUUCAAAUAUUAAGAUAUGACAAAGGAGAUGAUUUAAGAGCUACAAAAUAGCAAUGGGAGACAUUGCUAUCAAAAAUGUUUCUAGUUAUUCUUUCUUUUUUAUCAAAGUGAUGAAUGUUUGGAUUUCAUCUUCUUCUUUUGUUCUCAAGCUUAUACUUGUUUAGUAUUUUGCAGGAUCACUGUAUAGAAGUGUGUGUGUGUGUGUGUUACUAUAAAAGAAAAAAAUUAUCUGAAGAGCCUGUGUUUGUACAAUUGCCAUUGUUAACAUCUGAGGUCUUUUUAGAGGUGAUGAGGAGAAGCUUUACCCAGAGCAUAUUAUGUUUUACUUUCGAUGUUGGACUUCUUUCCAAGAAAUGAUACUAGUACCAGGAGAUUCAAUCUCUCUUUCUAAAAAACACUACCUUUGUAGAUGGCUGUGUCUUGAAGAAUGUUUAACUUAUGGCUGAAGACUGAUUCCCACAUAAUGUUUACCUUCACAAGACACUUAUAGUCUUUGUAGAAGUAUGCAUGUGAAAAAUUUGACAUUGAGUUGGUCAUCGCUGUGGGUUUUUCAAACAAAAUACUAGAUUUCUGUUAGACCUUGCUCAUGGGAUCAUUCCAGAAAAGUUCAUGUGGGUAACCAUUUCUUGAGUAAGGUUUUUUAAAUUCUCUAUUGAGAAUCAUGCCAGAAGUACUUCCAUGGAAAUGUAUGUUAUUUCAGAAAAAGGCCUAAAAUUUUACACACAUAUUCUCGGAAGACUAAAUCACUCUGUUUCCUUCAACUGCCUCAUCUUGAGUGCCCUUGGGAGUGUCAGCUGCACUAUGCUGUCAUUUAGAAAUCACAACAUUUUUGUUGAAAUAAGAUGUACUUGCCCAACUAAUAGGAUAGCAUUGAGUGGCUUACAAUUGCCUUUUGAGUUUAAUUUGGAAAUGCAUUAAUACACUGAAAAUCACAUAAUGGCCCCCAGUCUACUCUAAGCCAGAAUUCACUGUGUAAAUAAUAGCUCACUAUUCCCAAUAGACCUUGAUUGAGGUGUAGGAUUUGAAAUGAAUUCUUGAGUGUCAGCUUCUUAAGCUGUUGAUAUUUUGUUUGUAUUGUAUGUUUUUCCUCACAUCAGCUUUCAUAUUUGAGGGGGGAAAACCCUCUAUCAAUCUACUUAACUACAAAAGAAGACUGCCAAAAUCUGAUAUCACCUUUAGUAGCUUACAUCCUAGAAGCUGAGUCUCAGCAGAAUUGUUAGGAGUAUAGAAAGAUCCAUCUUGUAUGUAAAGUGUUGUCUGCAGAAACCAGCACUUCUGUUAGCUCUCACAGAAGCAAAGUCUCUCUGUGAAUUUCAACAGACUCUUAUAUAAUUGCUUAGAAUGAACACACAAUUUCAGUCUUCCACUGCCUCAAACUGAUUGCAUCAAGUUUCUUAGUGAGGUGGCAAACCUGAAUCUAGGGACUGUUACCACUUCAGAUGUAGAUGGGGUUCAUAUAAUGGAAUGCUCCUCCGUACAAAAUAAUCCCUCCACAUAGAAGAUUUCACCGUCCGGGAGGAAGAGGAUUCCCUCCACACAUAAGAUAAGCAUGUCAGAGAAAAUAAUCACUUCUCCUUGACGUGUGUGUGUGUUUUAAAUUGGAGGAAAUUUUUUUUGUAGACUACUCCAUCACAUGAGCCCCCAACUUGCAGCCGGAAGUGGUACAGCCCAAACACAGCUCGCCACCUCACUGAGAAAUUAGACUGGUGUCAUAUAGGAUAGAUAUGCUUAUAGAUCCAAAAAAAUUCAAACAUGAGUCUGCUUUAUUCAGUUCUCAAGUUAGGAGAUUCAAGAUAGAAAGCUACUUUUAGCUAAUGCACCAAAGUUUAAAUAAAGUUACAUAAGCUACAUCAUUGGGUCUUGAUCCCACCUAUAACAUAAGAGAACACAGGAGAGUUGGAACUGUGAGCACCUUCUGUAUCAUGCAGGAUGUUACAGGACUGACUACAGCCCACUAACAGCUUGAGGGCAGCAUUAAAGUAAGUGGCUUGUGGACAGCAGCAGGAAUCAAAAUUUGGGUUCAAGGGAUUGUAUUCAUUCAGUCUUCAUCUCAGAAGACCCAAUUAUGCCAAUCCAGAAGAGGCUGCUUGGUAGCAGUAGUUCUUCAAGAUGGACUAGAUAGUUCAGUAACUCAGCUAUUCUUGAUAAUGCAUUCUGUGCCCUUUUGAAAAGGCAACUUCCCCUUGGUAUAUUGUUGGCCUUGUCCAAAAGCCCAUCAAUUUGACUGAAGCAUUCUUAACACAGUGAUUGUAGUUCAGGGUUAUAUUGUCAGUGCUGAUAACCGUCUCACAUCUUGCACACAUAAUUUAAGGAACUGCUCAUUAACUGAAUUUUAAGUCCAAGCAUUGAGUGUGAACAGGAGUGUUUCAGAAUUGUGCAAAUGCUGUUUCUUUUAUUGGAGUUUAUUACAGGCAAAUGGAUUUUUUUAAAAAAUCUAAGAGCUAUAUGAAGUGCUUAUCAUAAACUGGAAAGAGAAAUGCAGAAUGAAGCAUGUCUAAAUUCCAAUGCCACUUAUGGCCCAAGUGGCAUUUAAGAUGCAGCCUGUAUAAACCCUUGUGAUUACCAAAGCUUUAAGGGCUGUAGUUAGCUGAAAAUAACUGAGUCGUCUUAAAGUACAAAGCACAGUUGUAGUUGUCUUUGGCUCAUAAGAUCUUGAUGUUGAAGAUAGAGUGCUAUACCCAUACAUGAUAGUCGCUUUGUUAAUUUAUACAGUAAGAAGCUAAUACAGUACUGCAAGUAUAUCUGAGAGGGGAUUUCAGGUUUGAUGAAGAAAAUGUCUCCAAUUUUACUGGAAAAUUAUUUUGGCAGCUAUAUAUGUAAAAACCAUUCUCAAGAAAGCUACAGUACUUUAUCAGUACAGUGGGGUGAUAUUGUCUCACCAUAUUGGUCUGUGAAUGGAAAUACUAGAACUGGACAAGAAGCAGAUUCUUUAACACUUCAGCAUUUGUGUUUUUUUUAACAGACACUGGUUUGUACAUAAUCUGAACUGAAUGUGAAUAAGCCUUUUUAAAACACCUUUCCUAUAAGAUAUAAUUUUGAUAGGUUAUUGCAAUUUUCCCUGUAUUUAUCAAAUUAUUAAAAAUAAAGAAUGCAUGGAUCCUA
This is a messenger RNA of Hemicordylus capensis (graceful crag lizard), 5496 nucleotides long. RefSeq names its product presenilin 1 (gene PSEN1). The coding region runs from base 227 to 1633 and encodes 468 amino acids. The record is from RefSeq and is a predicted model, not a curated record. Gene Ontology annotation, biological process: Notch receptor processing; smooth endoplasmic reticulum calcium ion homeostasis; amyloid-beta metabolic process. The transcript is spliced from 11 exons. NCBI's taxonomy places the organism in Eukaryota, Metazoa, Chordata, Lepidosauria, Squamata, Cordylidae. Gene Ontology annotation, molecular function: cadherin binding; beta-catenin binding; aspartic endopeptidase activity, intramembrane cleaving. Gene Ontology annotation, cellular component: cell cortex; perinuclear region of cytoplasm; endoplasmic reticulum.